GCUUCGCCGUGGCACCUGCCGCCGCCAACUUUUGAUAAGUCGCUCAGUACGACCACGGUACUCUCCGUGGAAAAACAGUCGAGAGUUGAUUUUAAGCAGGGGUGGGGAUGAACGGCAGUUUUUCGCGAAUAGCCGGGCACGCGAUUUCGAUUGGUAUACAAGCGGAAAAUUUGACCGUGAUUGGGUUUUUCUUUGUGUGAUUUUUUUUUAUAUGGAUUUAUGAGCGGAUGAACUGAGGUGGUUGUGUAAUUUCUUGCAAAAAGAUUCAUUAAUUAGAAGCAUUUUGAACCGAACCACGAAUUGUUGAACGACUUUUUCUAAAAAAAAUUGAAAAAACAUACGAAAUUAGUGCAACUUAAAAGAGUGUUUUCUUCUGAGAAUUUGGAACCAUGGAUACAGAAAGUCCAGUAGUCUGGCCAUCUUGGUGCUACUCAGGAGAAACAACUACUUCGACUGAGAGUGCCUUGGACAGUUCUCUAGCCGCAUCAAAGUCUCCAUUAAGGAGAAAACGUAUGGAUCGUAGUUCUUCAAACAAUGGAAUGCUCUCGUCUUCUAUGGUUGAUUUUGCUCUACAUAACAAUAAUAAUAACAAUAAUGUGAAAAAUGAAAGGCUUAGUCCAAGUACCCCGGACACCUCAUCCAGAUCUCCAAGCGUAACUCCCAGCUCAGCUUCACACCCAGAUACACCUCCCGCCUCCGAAAACCCACUAUUAGGCCCUGUGACUGGACGGAACUAUAGUGAUUUCAUGAGAAGCCUUGCCGCCAAAUAUAACCAUGCCAACCCGAAUGAUUACUUUAACGCUGCAAGAAACGGUUUCCCUCCACCUCUGGAUCCGAGAUUUAAACCGGCGCCUACCCCUAUGGCUUUUCCCUCCUCGCUGUUGCCAAAUCUAGCAGCCACGCCCACGACAAAAGAAGCGAGUGUAUCUGGCAAGAAGUCGUCAGAUAUUGCGUCGGUUUUUAGUCCUUUUGCUGGUGCUGCCACCUCAAUAUUUCCCCCUUUGAUUGACAUGUCCACCACGCAAACGUUACUCGCAAUGGUCAGGACAGCCAAGGAAGCCGAAUUACAGGGUCUGUUAAAAAAUGUGAAACGUCAAGACACGUCGUCGCCGUUAGACCUGUCAUCUGCGGCAACGCCGGCAAAAAGGCCACGUAUCAAAACGCCCUCUAGGAGUAGUCCUUGUAACAGAAGCACGGCAACACCGCCCAGUAUUACGAAAAGACCCGAAAGCGAAAGUCCGAACUUGCACGAGGAUAUCAGCGGUUGGACGGUGGAUGACGUGGCGAAUUUCGUUACUGGGAUCGAUAUUUGUGCAGAGUAUGCUCAGAAUUUUCGUGAUCAACGUAUAGACGGUAGCGGUCUCCCACUCCUCACCGAAGAGCACCUCACCAAUACCAUCGGAAUGAAAUUAGGGCCGGCCUUAAAACUGAAGUCAAUUUUAGCGAAGAAACUUGGAAGUUGUAAUGUCUGUUUGCAUUGUUCGCAUUGCCAUAACGGUACGGGAGGGAGUCCCGAAAAUGCUUGUGGUGGCGGUAAUACUUCGGAUUCAGGAGGAACUUCUUGAAAAAAAAACACGAACAAUUUAUAUAAAACUUAAGCUUUAAAAAAGGAAAGAGUAUGUCAUGUCCGUUUAGGUUAUGCGACAAUAAAUACUAAUUCUUGUAAAUACUAAUGUAAGUAUUUAGGAAAGUGUAAAGAUGUAUAUAUUAAGGCUUAAACGUAAUAUAUUUUCUUCUGGUAAAUGUACUUAUAAAUAGUUUUUUAAGGAUAUUGCUCAACUGUAUAUUUGAUCCUCCAUGUUCAAGAGAGAGAGAUUCUUAUGAUAAAAUAUAUUUUUUAUAAUAAAUUAUUUAACUACUUAUGAUGAAAUUCGCAAUAUGAUUAAGCUUAAGGUUACAAGAAAUAAAUAAUAUAUCGUUGGUAUAUAUUUGUCAUAUCGAAGGACUUGUAUUUUUAUAAAUUAUUUGUACAAAUUUAAUAAAUUAUAUAAAAGAA
Messenger RNA from Anthonomus grandis grandis, 1996 nucleotides. RefSeq names its product putative protein TPRXL. The coding region runs from base 390 to 1565 and encodes 391 amino acids. Gene Ontology annotation, molecular function: protein binding. The record is from RefSeq and is a predicted model, not a curated record. Gene Ontology annotation, cellular component: PRC1 complex. NCBI's taxonomy places the organism in Eukaryota, Metazoa, Arthropoda, Insecta, Coleoptera, Curculionidae. The transcript is spliced from 7 exons.